AUGCCACCUGUGACACCUCCCCAAAUAUGGCCUACUCGAGACUCCCCUGAUAACCCUUUCCUUGCUGGCGAGGGCGAAGCAAGCGUAUCUAAGGCAGGCGGCUGGGAGAGCAACAAUGACGAAUUGCCCAUUGGAGAAGCACCUGGGUGUGAAAGCACGCCCACUCCAGCACCAGUAUUUGAGGAGAAGCCAACGAUAACCCAUGUCUUCCAAGGCCAAAAAGCAACCUUCCACAACCCCCAAUAUCAUCUUACCCCUGAAGCCAUUGAGGCAUCUAAACUGCCAAUCGAUCAUCCAGACUUUGAAUGCAGACCCUGUGACUGCAGCCAAGCACCUGAGCGUGAAAGUACACCCACUCCAGCACCAGUAUCGGAGAAGAAGCCAACAAUAACUUACGUCUUCCAAUUCAGAGGCCACAUCACAUCCAUGAGCCCAACCUCAUGCAUCAUCAGCGCAGCGCUCGCCUUCGCCCCCAUCUACACUUUUUCUACCAAAGCCACCCAUGACACCUCCGCUCUUCCUUUGUGUGCUACCAUCCUCCUUGAAUUCUAA
Suillus subalutaceus is the source of this 552-nucleotide messenger RNA. RefSeq lists its product as uncharacterized. NCBI's taxonomy places the organism in Eukaryota, Fungi, Basidiomycota, Agaricomycetes, Boletales, Suillaceae. The record is from RefSeq and is a predicted model, not a curated record. The transcript has 5 exons. The coding region runs from base 1 to 552 and encodes 183 amino acids.